ACACAACCCGAUAUGCUGAGAGAAUGGAUUCCCCUUCAACACAACUAUCUCCGCUCGUUGUACAAGCACUACCAACCCCCUGCGCUCAACACAGAGGGUAGCUAUAUCUGCGCCGGGUGCAACAAUGGUGGCGGGGUAUGGAAGUGCAUGUCCUGCAUCGGCUAUCCAAUCUUCUGCCCGACGUGUUGUCUCGCCGAGCACCAGCGAACACCGUUCCACCGGGUGGAGCAGUGGAAUCUCGGGGGAUACUGGGAACCUGCAUGGCUCCGUCAAGUUGGAGUCUCAAUCAACCUCGGGCACCGAGGAGGGGAAUGUCCCGUGCCGGCGGUUGUCGCGGACGAUGACGAGGAAGGGGAAGCCGAUAGGACGACCGAUGCCACCGGCGACGACGAGGUUGAGGUACCGGGCGACCCUCUACGUUGCGCCGACUCGCCCCCAAGACCUCCACCAGCCAUGAUGACCAUUGUUGACACGACCGGGGUGCACUUUCUUCCGGUGACGUGGUGCGGAUGUCCGGGCGCCGGUGAUCAUACAUCGCAGCUGUUGGAUGCCGGCCUCUAUCCAGCGAGUCAGCGGAAGGCUCGCACGUGCUUCACAUUCAGCGUCCUUGACGCCUUCUUGCUGGAUAAUCUGGAGUGCAAGACCACGGCGAUGAAUUACUACCAGCGGAUUCGUCGGGCCACCAAUCCGGCCUUUCCGCAUGAAGUCCCGGACCGAUAUCUCGAGUUGCUCCGAGUGAGCCGCGAAUGGUCACUGCUUCAGGCGAAGAAACAGUUCGGAUUCGGGCCACAGUGGCGGGAGGCUCCAGGAAACGGAGAUCUCGCUCACUUUUGCCCGGCAUGUCCGCAGCCCGGAGUAAACAUCCCAAUGGACUGGGAAGUAGACGACCGGAAGUACCUAUACGCCCGAGGAUAUGUCAUGGAUGGCAACUUCCAUGCCGAGCAAAUGAAAAUGCGGCGGCCGGAAAACGAUGUGCCUUUGAUGCCGGGGAAAAUGUUCAUGGUUCAUCCCGGCCCAUACGAGGAGCACCUGAAAGUAGCGAAGGACGUGAAGAUGCACUCAAGCUGCAACGACCACAAGGCCGUCUCCCAGGCCAACGCCGACCGGCAUAAGCUCGCUGUCACCGGGAUCGGCGCAACAUCCUGUUUGAGGCACGGGUGCUUCGUUCCGCACUCCGUCGUAAACUAUCAGAAGGGUGAACGUCAGAUGAACAUGGACUACUCCCUGUCCAAUGCUCUCGGCUAUCGUUCAAGAGGGAUUGGCCACGUCUACUUAUCGUACGACAUAAUGUGCCAGUACCAUGUCCAUCUCAACGACCGGUUUGCCGACAAUCCUCACCUUCACUAUCCCGGAGGCUUGGUGUUAUACAAGUGCAUCGGGCUCUUUCACAUUCACGGACAUAAGGCCGAAUGCGAGCUCCGACACUCACUCACCUUCACCGAGGGUGCCGGGGAAGCCGACGGCGAGAUCAUCGAAACCCAAUGGUCAGGGAUCAAUCCCGUGUCAGGUAGCACCCGCACAAUGUCAACAUCCCACCGGCAAGAAACUCUCGACCGGCACAUGAACAACUGGAACUGGAAAAAAAUGAUCACAAUGGCGAAUCGCCCACUACUGGCGGAGAUGAAGGCCGACUUGACCGCGAAGGAGGCCAGUGUCGAUGCCGAAGUUUUGGGAGCUUGGAGGCGGGAACUGAGGAUAGUACAGCAAAAACGGCUUCGGGACGUCAAGGUAAUGGAUAGAUACCAGGCCAAGAAACAGAUUAUGCCUUCGCGACUGGAACUUCAAAUAAAGCUGGCGGAAGAAGAGGGUGACGGCGACGACCGCGUCGGGACAGCGGACUGGAUUGCAGACGGCCUCAAGCUAGAAGAACAACAACUCGCAAUCCAGAAGGACGUGAAGAAGAUGGGGGCCGCAGUCACAGGGCCGCAGGAAUUGAAAUUGGCGAAACGCAGGAAGCCACUUGAGAGUCAAAUCCGGCGAUUUCACCGUCGAGCAGCGUCCAUUCACCGGCGGCAUGAGUGGGGAAUGGCGGAGCAGGAAGUGGUGGAUGACGACUCGGCGGACGAAUGGGAGGAAGACGCCGCAGUCGCCAACAACCCAUGGCACAUCUUUCCACACACAAAACUGGGUUUGCCGUCCAACUUCUCGCGGAAUGCACUUGCUGCCAAUGGAUUACAACGAUUGGCGGCACAUGAGCUGACCCUUCGGCGUGGACAAGCCAAUGAUGCGUUGCAGCAGCUUAGGAUUCUCAUUGGCAAGAAGUCGUUUGAGUUCCGGACGACCAUUCGGCACGGGAGGAUUGAUGGCAACAAGAAGCGCACCCGGUCCUUCACAAAGCUGGGAAACCUCGACCGAGCUGUGCAGCUUCAAGCCGCCAUUUAUCGCCGGGCCCGGGCCGCCAUGCAAGUACUUGGGCUGUCCGAGGAAGAACAAGCAAAGUAUCAGCAGCUCACCGCCGAUGAUCUAAAGACGGUAACUGCGGUUGCUGAACCUAACAAGCGAGGACAAAGACACAAGUCUUCCUCGUGGAUAUGGAAUGUCAACGUCGGUGGCGACAUGCGCAGCAAUGACGAGUUGGGAAUUAUUCACCGAGUGCAGUGGUUCCACGCACGGUCAAAGGUAGACAGAUUGGAGGAGGAAGCUGCCAUAUUGCGUCGGGAGCUUGACUCCGUGUGCCGAUACUUUGCCUACGAAGCAUCCCGGUGGCGACAGCUAGCCACGAGAAACACGGAGGCCGAGUACCCCGGGUUCUCACAACACUGCCGGGCACAGGCUGCACUGUUUGAUCAGCUGCAUCAAGAUGCCAAAGUGGCAUGGCGGGAUUUAUACAUUGACCAGAAUGUCAUGACCUAG
Molecule: messenger RNA, 2853 nt
Organism: Fomitopsis serialis
Lineage: Eukaryota; Fungi; Basidiomycota; Agaricomycetes; Polyporales; Fomitopsidaceae
Exons: 9
Source: RefSeq, a predicted model, not a curated record